GCCGCGUGCUGCCUCGCGCCUGUGACUGUCGCACGUGCUGGGGCCGGAAGCAGGCGUCGCAGCGAUGGCGUCGUUACUUUGGGGAGGCGACGCGGGGGCCGCGGAGAGCGAGCGGCUGAACGGCCACUUUUCAAACCUCAUCCACUCCCAGAAGAACCUUCUGGGUAUCAAGAGUGCUACCAUCCCAAACAUAGAUGGUUCUGUUGAUAGGAUCGAAGAUGAUGAAGAUGAUGUAGUGGAUUUGGCAGCUAAUUCACUGUUAAACAAGUUAAUCCGGCAGUCCUUAGUAGAAUCGAGUCACCGGGUUGAAGUCUUACAAAAGGAUCCCAGCUCUCCACUCUACUCAGUGAAAACAUUUGAAGAGCUGCGGCUCAAGGAAGAGUUACUAAAAGGGAUCUAUGCAAUGGGAUUUAAUAGACCAUCCAAAAUUCAAGAGAUGGCUCUCCCCAUGAUGCUGGCACAUCCACCCCAGAACCUCAUCGCCCAGAGCCAGUCUGGAACAGGAAAGACAGCUGCCUUUGUCUUGGCAAUGCUCAGCAGAGUUAAUGCCUUGAACUUGUUUCCACAGUGCCUCUGCUUGGCUCCUACUUAUGAACUGGCUCUGCAAACUGGCCGUGUGGUCGAACGGAUGGGGAAAUUCUGUGUGGAUGUUCAAGUGAUGUAUGCCAUUCGAGGGAAUCAAAUUCCCAGAGGCGCGGACAUCACCAAACAGAUUGUAAUUGGCACUCCUGGGACUGUCCUGGAUUGGUGUUUCAAGCGAAAAUUAAUUGAUUUGACUAAGAUUCGUGUGUUUGUGCUGGAUGAAGCCGAUGUGAUGAUCGACACUCAGGGAUUCGCAGACCAAAGCAUUCGUAUUCAAAGUGUCCUUGGGACUCCUUGCAGCCUUCUCUCCUUGUAUGUGGCAGUAAAACAGAAUAUAGUCAAAUGUAAAAUUCACUUUGAUUUGCAGCUCUGCCAUCAUCUGAAUGUGGGGGUUGAAUCUUUUGAAGAGGAAGUCAUGUGAGCUCGUUGGAUCUAUCUGGAGAAAUAGAAGCAUAUCCUUUUUCUGUAAGAUUAGUUUUUAGAUUUUUAUUGAUUAGUUAACCCAUCUUGAUAUCAAAUGGGCAAAGGAA
Molecule: messenger RNA, 1112 nt
Organism: Dama dama (fallow deer)
Lineage: Eukaryota; Metazoa; Chordata; Mammalia; Artiodactyla; Cervidae
Product: ATP-dependent RNA helicase DDX25-like
Exons: 10
Coding region: 65-1003 (312 amino acids)
Biological process (GO): poly(A)+ mRNA export from nucleus
Cellular component (GO): nucleus; cytoplasmic stress granule
Molecular function (GO): RNA binding; RNA helicase activity; ATP binding
Source: RefSeq, a predicted model, not a curated record